Gracilinanus agilis (Agile Gracile Mouse Opossum) is the source of this 1218-nucleotide messenger RNA. It is a transcript of the gene SPSB2, whose product is annotated as splA/ryanodine receptor domain and SOCS box containing 2. NCBI's taxonomy places the organism in Eukaryota, Metazoa, Chordata, Mammalia, Didelphimorphia, Didelphidae. The coding region runs from base 193 to 1218 and encodes 341 amino acids. The transcript is spliced from 4 exons. Gene Ontology annotation, molecular function: protein binding. The record is from RefSeq and is a predicted model, not a curated record. Gene Ontology annotation, biological process: intracellular signal transduction; proteasome-mediated ubiquitin-dependent protein catabolic process. Gene Ontology annotation, cellular component: SCF ubiquitin ligase complex.
CUUUGGCUUUAGGAUCUAGUUGGAUCCUUUCAUUUUACAGAUGAGGAAACUGAGGUCCAAGGGAAAGUGACUGGCCCAAAGGCUACAGGUGAAGCUCUUCUCUAGCAGCAGUGAGUGGAAACCACUCUCUUAUCCCUUUUCUGGCCGCCCCUCUGCAGAGGCACGCCCAGGGGAUUGUCCUAGCCCCCUCCUAUGGGCCAGACUGCCCUGGCUGGGGACAGUGGGACGGGCAGCACCCCUUCCCCAGCCGCCUCCUAUCAAGAUCCGUCUUUCCCGGAGGGGCUGGAGGAGCUGCUGUCAGCCCCGCCUGCAGAUCCGAGCCUGCAGCGAUGCCACGGCUGGAACCCCAAGGACUGCUCAGAGAACAUCGAAGUCAAGGAAGAGGGGCUGAGCUUUGAGCGAAGGCCCGUGGCUCAGAGCACGGACGGGGCCCGGGGCAAGAGAGGCUACUCCAGGGGCCUGCACGCCUGGGAGAUUGGCUGGCCGCCUGAGCAGAGGGGCACCCACGCUGUGGUGGGGGUGGCCACAGCUCUGGCCCCGCUGCGGGCUGACCGUUAUGCAGCCCUACUGGGCAGCGACGAGGAGUCUUGGGGCUGGGAUAUCGGCCGAGGGAGGCUCUAUCACCAAAGCAAGGGCAGCAAAACCACCCGGUACCCCACAGGGCUUGGGGAUGAGCCUCUGGAAGUCCCAGAGACGCUGCUGGUGAUCCUGGACAUGGAGGAAGGAACCCUGGGGUUCGCUGUUGGAGGGACCUACCUGGGGCCUGCCUUCAGGGGCCUUAAAGGAAGGACCCUGUACCCUGCUGUCAGUGCUGUGUGGGGACAGUGCCAGGUCCGCAUCCGCUACCUCGGAGAGAGGAGAGCAGAGCCUCACUCCCUCCUCCACCUGAGCCGGCUGUGCAUUCGGGCCAUUCUUGGGGAAGGGCGGCUGGGUGAGGUUUCCACUCUCCCCUUGCCUCCUGCCAUGAAACGGGACCACCGAGGGUCUGCAGAGCAGGAAGAGAAGAGCACUGCCAGGGAACGGGCCUGCUUGGAGGGCCAUGCUGGCAGAAGGCUGGUACCCCAUCCCCACCACCCCACCAACUCUGGCUGGAGGCUGAGAAACAGGAAGGAGACGGAAGGAGAAAGGGAGCCAGAGCACCCAGACACACCCAUUCCCUUUCCACCCCAGCCAAUAAAAAGCCACAAACACCGCGUGCUUCCUUCAAAUUUACAGUAA